Messenger RNA from Stegastes partitus (bicolor damselfish), 855 nucleotides. It is a transcript of the gene hce2l1, whose product is annotated as high choriolytic enzyme 2-like 1. The transcript is spliced from 9 exons. Gene Ontology annotation, biological process: proteolysis. The record is from RefSeq and is a predicted model, not a curated record. Gene Ontology annotation, molecular function: metalloendopeptidase activity; zinc ion binding. Lineage: Eukaryota; Metazoa; Chordata; Actinopteri; Pomacentridae. The coding region runs from base 1 to 855 and encodes 284 amino acids.
AUGCAUUCUGCCGUGAUGCUUCUGGGUGUCCUGUUUGGCUUGCUAGCCCAGGCGAGCACGCUGCCUGUUAAGAACUCCACUGGUGUAUAUGAGGGGAAGAUGAGGUUGAAAAGGAAAUACUCAGAUGAAAUCCGAGACCAUGAGGAACUUACUGCAAUGGACCAAAUCCUGGCAGUCAAUAGCAAGAUGCGAGCACCCAGAGGACUGUCAUUCAGAGAGGGAGACAUCGCCACUUCAUUCGUACGGAGCGCCAUAAACUGCCCCGGCAAUGCCUGUCUGUGGCCUAAAGCGGUGGAUGGAUUUGUUUAUGUGCCAUAUAUCAUGUCUCCAUUAUACGAUGACAUGGACAGGAUCACCAUAGAAACUGGAAUGGAGGACAUUUCCUCUGGAACGUGCGUUAAAUUCGUUCCGCGCACUCAUGAAGCCAGCUUCCUUGAUAUCCAGCCUAGAUACGGCUGCUGGUCCUUCCUGGGCCAGACUGGAGGAAGCCAGACCCUGUCGCUGCAGACUCCUGGGUGCAUGUGGUCAGGAGUGGCCGCCCACGAGCUCAUGCACGCCCUGGGCUUUGUGCACGAGCAGUCCCGCUCAGACCGAGACCACUAUGUCACGAUUGUGUGGAAGAACAUCAUGGCAGACCACAUGCAUAACUUCAGGAAACAGCUGACAAACAAUCUGAACAGCCCGUAUGACUACAGCUCGGUCAUGCAUUAUGGACGAUACGCCUUCUCUGAAGAUGGUGGACCAACUAUAAUCCCCAAACCCGAUCCUUACAUUCCCAUUGGCCAGAGAGAUGGACCCAGUGCUCUUGAUCUUCAUAAAAUAAACGUCCUGUAUAACUGUGGUACCAACGAGUAA